AUAUAUAAAUAUUGUAUAAUUUAUGAUUGUAUAAUUUAAGCAAUUUAUGUUAAUUUACCAUAAGCAUGUCCGGUGCCAAUUUAGCCAGUAACUCCAGCGAUGUGGAGAUUGAUUAUCAGACCAUAUCAUCGACGGGCACAGAGAUGCCGACGGAGACUUCAGAGCGGCUGCACGAUCGCAUCUCAAAGACCCAGUUGGCCAAGCUACACACAUGGUUCAAAUCCUUCAAUGGAGUGGUGAAUCAAGCGGAUCUGCGUCGCAUGCUCGAAGAUGUGGAGAUUUCAUUUAGUGACUACACCUAUACGCGUUUGUUUCUCAAAAUCAAUCAGAAUCGCGAUUUUAUGAUCGACUGGAAUGAGUUUGUUUCGUACUUGAUAUUUGGCUUUCAGGAGGAGGAUCCCAGCAGUCAAAAGGAAUCGCUUAUUAUGCCCAUAUCGAAGCCACCAAUUAUAAGAAAGACUGAGCAUCGCUCGGCUGUGUGUUGCAUUGCGCUGCUCAAGGUAAAGUCAGAUCAGUCGCCGAUGGAUGAGAUUACAGAGACGGCAAACUAUUCGUUUGGCGGUGAAGAUUCGCCCGAGAACUCUGGCAUGUGGGUGACGGCCAGUCAUGAGGGACAGCUGCGCUUCUGGAGCGCGCACAUGGAGCCGCUACGCAGCGCUGUCUCCGAGAGCAGUAAUUUACCCUACGCCGUCUAUUGCAUGAGCUAUGCCUUCUACAACAAUGGCAAAGUGCACUCCAAGCUGGUGCUGGGCGACUAUGCGGGCAAUGUGCGUAUAUUAAGCUAUUCACCAUAUCUGCGUGGACCCUUCCAGGCCAAGCCGGGCGCCGCCCUGGUGGAGGUGGUCUGGGCAGAUGUGCUGAAGGGCAGAAUACCGCUGCUGGUGGCGCGCGAGCAUAUCAAUCUGCACAAUGAGCUCGUCUCCUGUGUCUACUACUCGCUGCAUAUGAAUGCGCUGUUCGCCAGUGCGGAGUAUAGAAACACGCGCAAGUAUCGUGGCCGCUGUCCAGGACUGAUAAUGGUGGGCAGCGAUGAUCGCAAUAACUUUCGCAUACCGCUGGGUGUGUCAGUCUUUUAUGUGGCUGAGAGCAAGAAUGUUGUAGUCACUGGUGGACCCGACACCUUUGUGCGCAUUUGGGAUGUUUAUAUAUCCUCGGAGCCCUCGGCUAUACUAACUGGUCACAAUGGCGGCAUUGUUGCUGUCUUUGUGCAGCCGGAGGAGAACAAAGUGUACAGCGUGGACUAUCAUAAGAUCAUCAAGAUUUGGGAUUUGCAGGAGCACACAUUGCUGCAAACCUAUGGCGAUCUGGUGCGUAUUAUUCAUCACAGUGAAACGGACAUCAAGUACUAUUACCACUCGCAUCUGCGUGAGCUUAUGGUGGCCGGACGCAAGCUCAUCACCAUCAAGUGUUGUCCACGCGUGCGCGUCGAUCUCACCGAUGGCAACACCCAUGCGGCGCCCGUCUCCGUGGUGCUCUACAAUCGCUUGUUCCGCAACAUUGUCACCUGUGGUCUGGAUAGCUACAUUAUAGUGUGGGAUCCAUGGACGGGCAGGCGUAAGAUCAUUAUGAAGAACUGUCACACCAAGAUGAUAUAUGGCGAGAUGAUUGAUAUUGAAAUAACUGCUGCCUGCUUUGAUCCCUUGGAACAGUUUCUACUCACUGGCGCUAGAGACGGCUCCCUGAAGAUUUGGAACUAUAACAAUUCAGUGGUGGUGCGCAACAUGAGCAUAGCGCCGGAUAUGGAGGUUACCGCUGUGAUCUGGGUUGUAGAUCGCAUUUUGGCCAUGGGCUGGGAUCGUCAGGUUACCGAGUUCAACGAUGUCGAAGGUCGCGAAUAUGGUGAUCCCAAAAAAUGGGCCAAGUUCCACAGCGAUGAUAUUACCUGCGCAGAUGUUAAGAUGGGCGAGGGCGUCGUCACCGCCACCUACUCUGGCGAAAUAAUCUUCUGGAAGCUGGAAACGGGUCAGCCAUAUCGACGCUAUAGCGUCAUGGAUCCCACGCGCUUCAUUGAGCUUAAGCUUACCAAGGACGAGGAUAAGCAAACACGUCGCAGCAAGCGCUCCAACACUUUCCAAUCGUUCCUCAGCCUCACCAAUCGCACAAGUCGCAGCAAUAUCAAUCUGCUUACGCCCAAGGAUGCUGUCAAGGAAUAUGGCCGCAAUCUGCCCGUUUCUGUGCAGGCUGUGCUCUUCCUGCAAAGCCGACCAAUGAACAAGGAAUACGCUAGCGUUUAUAUAUCCUUGGAUACGGGCAUUAUUCAAGUGUAUUCGCAUCAUCAGCAUGGCGGCAUUUUGGGACAAUUUCUGGCUGUGCAUAAAGUGGGUGACUGCGUCCUAACCAUGUGCACCGAUCGCAAGAAUCGAUUUCUAUUUACGGGCACUGCCUUUGGCUACAUUAAGGUCUGGCAUAUAGUUAAUUACUGCAUACCGCAGUCGGAGAAGGUUAAGGUGUGCAUGCCCAGACUACGCUUGGAUUUCAUAUUUCUGCGCAAGGAGCUCUUCUUGACGCGCGCCAAGCGUGCAGUGCGUAAUCAGCCGGAGCCGCUGCUGGUCAGCUCCUUCAAGGCACAUCUCAAGGCAAUCAAUUCCAUAGCGUUUAUCAAUCUGCCCAAGAUAAUCUUCAGUGGCAGCCACGACUACUCCUGCCGCUUGUGGACUCUAGGUGGUCGCUAUUUGGGCACCUUGGGCACUGUGCUGCCCUGGACAAAGCUUUCACCCUUUGAGCGCGCAGGUGACGAGGAGCGCGCCUAUCGUUUGCCACCUGAUAUUAAGAAGGUAGCUAGUUCCACCACACUCAAGGUGAUUUCUGGCGUGCAAGCCGAGCGCGUUGUGAAGCGCGCCAAGCCCACAGAGGAACGUGAGGAGGAGCGCGAGGUGGAGGCCGACGCCGGCGCCGAAAUGAAGAACAUGUUCGAUCGACCACUGCGUGAGCCCAUUUUGGGCAAACACUUUCAGCUGCCGGGUCGCAGUGCUGUGGAGCAGCGCAUCGAGCUGGACACCACACAGCUGUAUAUACCAGUGUACACACAUCUCAAAGUGUAUCCAUCUGAUCUGCAGGAAACUCUACCCAUGCCGCCCAUCAUUGGUCAGGUGAAGAACGAAAACUACUUGGAGCACUAUUUGCCAGUGCAGGGCAAGAUUGAUCCAAAGGCAUCGGCUGUCAAUAUACGCGAGCCGCCCAAGCGUUCCAGAGGCGGCAAGGACAAGAGCUCGGAGCCGUCGCAGCAAUAGUUCAAUAGCAAUUAUGCUGAAAUUAAAAUAC
This is a messenger RNA of Drosophila busckii, 3261 nucleotides long. RefSeq names its product WD repeat-containing protein on Y chromosome. The record is from RefSeq and is a predicted model, not a curated record. Gene Ontology annotation, molecular function: protein binding. Lineage: Eukaryota; Metazoa; Arthropoda; Insecta; Diptera; Drosophilidae. The coding region runs from base 66 to 3230 and encodes 1054 amino acids. The transcript is spliced from 6 exons.